Molecule: messenger RNA, 4818 nt
Organism: Camelus dromedarius (Arabian camel)
Lineage: Eukaryota; Metazoa; Chordata; Mammalia; Artiodactyla; Camelidae
Product: olfactory receptor 2W3
Exons: 6
Coding region: 98-1555 (485 amino acids)
Biological process (GO): regulation of protein localization; detection of chemical stimulus involved in sensory perception of smell; positive regulation of autophagy
Cellular component (GO): cytoplasm; plasma membrane; nucleoplasm
Molecular function (GO): zinc ion binding; ubiquitin protein ligase activity; G protein-coupled receptor activity
Source: RefSeq, a predicted model, not a curated record
CCCCGGAGGCUGCGGGGUUCCUCCCUUCUGUGCCAGACCAUCGGGGGAGAUAGUGCAGGCAGCUGGGGGGAAGCAGAGCUGCCGUCCGCUGCCCGCCAUGGCUUCGGGGGCGCCCGGGGACCGGCUGUGCGAGGAGGCCCGGUGCUCGGUGUGCCUGGAUUUCCUGCAGAACCCGGUCAGCGUGGACUGCGGCCACAGCUUCUGCCUCAGGUGCAUCUCCGAGUUCUGCGACAAGGCCAGCAGCACGCAGGGGGGCCUCUACGCCUGUCCGCAGUGCCGGGGGCCCUUCAGGCUGGAGACCUUCCGGCCCAACAGGCAGCUGGCCAGCCUGGUGGACAGCGUGCGGCAGCUGGGGCUGGGCCUGGGGACCCCGGGGACGCGCCAGUGCCCACGGCACGGCGAGGAGCUGAACCGCUUCUGCGAGGAGGAUCAGGAGAUCCUGUGCUGGGUGUGCGACACCACUCCCGAGCACAGGAGCCACCACACUGUACCGCUGCAGGAGGCCGCCAGGUGCUACCAGAUGAAGCUCCAGAUGGCCCAGGAACUUGUGAGGAAACAGAUGGAGGAAGCCUUAACUCAGGAGGCCAGUGUGGGGAAGAAGACUGUCAUUUGGAAGGAGAAAGUGGAAACACAGAGGCAGCGCUUCCGGUCGGAGUUUGAAAAAUACCGUGGCUUCCUGGCCCUGGAGGAGCAACUGCAGCUCAGAAGACUGGAGGAGGAAGAGAGAGCCACCCUACAGAGGCUGCGGGAGAGCAAGAACCGGCUGGCCCAGCAGAGCAGGGCGCUGAAGGAGCUGGCAGGGGAGCUGCAGGAAAGAAGCCAGCGCCCAGCGCUGGGUCUGCUGGAGGGUGUGGGAGGAGCCCUGAGCCGAAGUAAGAGUGUCCCACGGCUGGAACCGGAGCCCAUCCCUGUGGGGCUGAAGACAAUGUGCUGCAUCCCUGGGAUGAGGGAGAUGCUGAGGAAGUUCCAAGUUGACGUAAAACUGGAUCCUGCCACAGCACAUCCUAGCCUCCUCUUGACCGCAGACCUGCGCAGCGUGCAGGACGGAGAACUGUGGAGGGAUGUCCCCAACAACCCCGAGCGAUUUGACACAUGGCCCUGCAUCCUGGGUUUGCAGAACUUCUCCUCGGGGAGACAUUAUUGGGAAGUCGUGGUGGGAGAAAGAGUAGAAUGGGGGUUAGGUGUCUGUCAAGACACAGUGUCAAGGAAGGGGGAAACCACACCAUCUCCGGAGAAUGGGGUCUGGGCCAUGUGGCUACUGAAAGGCAGUGAGUACCUGGUCCUUGCCUCCCCACCAGGGCCUCUCCUCCACCUGGAACGGCCGCGUCGCAUUGGGAUUUUCUUGGACUAUGAAGCAGGUGAAAUCUCCUUUUACAACGUCACAAUUGGGUCUUACAUCUACACAAUCAACCAUCUGUUCUCUGGUUUCCUCCGACCUUACUUUUUCAUCUGUGACACGACUCCAAUAAUGCUGCCGCCUAUCACAGAAGUGGAGUCAGAAAGCUGGGCGUCCAGAGCUCGCUUUGACCGUGCUAUUAGAGAUGACCUUUCCUAAAAUUCUGUUCCUGAGAUAACACCCCUAAGCCUGGCAAAGCUUCCCGGAGUAGAAAGGAUGAAAUGCAUAUGUGAAGGCUCAGUAAAUGUCCCCAUUUACGUCAGCACUUUACUUCUGGUCACUAUGGGAACUCUCCCACAGGGACAACAGAGAACAUACAAAAUUCUUGCAUUUGGAAGAGGAUUGUGUAGUAUAAUAAUUUUAGAGAUGGAACAAUCCUAUCACUCUUUUCCGAGAUGGCACCAACACGCUUUCUUGAUGAGAUUUUCUUCCAAUGAAUGGAUCUUGUAUUAAACAAAGAUAUCUAUAUAUUUACUAUAAUGUCUCACUCCUACAAUCCUUUCAUUCCAAGUUCUCCACAUAUUAAGAAUUAGAAAUGGCAAUUCUUAAAUUGGUUCAGAACAGUCCAAUAUCGUUCUAGCACCAGAUCCAUAAUUCUGUUUCUCCUUAUUUUCCAUCUUCUCUUCUUAUUCUGUUUCUCACUUUUUCUCUUUAUUGAUUCUUUUUUUUUCGCUUUAUACUUCUUACUGUCACCUUCCAUUUCCUCCUAAAUUAAUAUAUUCACAACCAUUCCUUUAUAUACUUAUGAUUCCUAUGACUAUAUUCCAUUACUCUUUAAAUUGUCUUUACUCAGGGAUCAAUUUUGGGAAAUGAUGACAUUCAUUCCUAUGAUUCAAAUAUCACUGAGUCCCACCCCAUACCCUUUUGCAGCUUUCUUCUUUAUCUUUGUAUAGACUUUUUUUUUACAUUAGAAAUGGCUCAAAAUUAUGAUUCAAUGAAUUCUUUGACCUAGCCAUUUACUAGCUGUAAGACCUUAAAUAAUCUCUCUUUCUCUCAGUCUCAGCUACUUAAUACGAUUCCUAUACGUAGAGCAAUGAUACAGAUCUCACAAUGAUUUGGUCAAUAAUUAAGGUCAUGAGUUAUAUAAUUCGUUUAAAUUCAACUCUACUACUUAAAUUCAAUAUAAAAAUGACCAUAAUGAUGAAACAAAAUAAUAUUCCACUAAUUUUUAAAGAAUUUUCUGUACAUUUUCAACAAAAUUCUUUUUUUCCAACAAAAUUCUUAAAAAUUAUUGAAAGCUAACUUUGUUGCCAUCUUUAUAUCUAAUAAUUGCUAGCCAAAUGCUAAAAUGAUUCAAUGCUAAAUAUUUAAAUGCUGAAUAAUUACUAGUUAAUGGAAGAUUUAAAUAAGAUCAUCCCAGUAAUAAUCUGUGGAGACUGUAAUCCUCUCCCUUUACUUUACCUUCAAUUUUAAGGAGCUUUCCUCUUCCAAAGUGAUUCCUUUGACUAAGAUCUUCCACUUAUUUUGCAAUAACAUUACUAGCUUAGUUUUUUUUCUAUAUUUUUAACACGUUUCUUCUCAGACUUUUUGUUUCUGAAGGAGAAUUAUGGAUCAUCAUAAUUUUAGGAACAGAGAAAUUUUGUCAAACUGUAUUUCCAGAUGGCUUUACAUUCUUUAUUGAUGGAGGCUAGUGUUCAACAAACAUUUCUAUACGUUCACGUUUGAUAUAUUUAUGUUUGAUCACAAGCAAACAAUUCCGCCCUCUGUUUUGGAAACUGAAGUGAUAAGAAUGUGUAUUUACAUUCCUCUUGUUGAUACUUUAUAUAGCAUACCUGCCUUAGGUCUCUUCCAUUCAUGAUCCAAGCAGAAAACCCUGGGUCUCAGUUCAUGCUUCCCCAUCACCAGGGCUUAAAUGGGGCCUAGCAACUUUGUGCAACACCUGACUGGUCACUAAGGGCCCGCACUCCAUGACAGAGAACAUACACACAGACCAGUAGAGCCCCUUCCCCGUAGGGAACAAGAGGGACAGAAUCAAUGGUCUAAGAUCACGCCACCCCUGGGAGCUCCGCCCAUUCACUGGGACGAGGAAGCCUCAUGGGCCCGGGCCUUCUGCUCUCCUCAGAGGGUGAGAAGGGAGUCCUGUGAAUGCCCCCUCCCUACUGAGAAAGCCAACAUCUUAAGUCUCCACUUCCCUUUAACCCUGUUAUCUCAUUGUGCAUCUUAUCAUGACUUAUGUUAGUUACCAAACCAACUUAAAUCUUGCUUCAGCCCUUGCAUUCCAGACUUCACAAAGCUUUGUGCAUUUCUGUUAAGACCCCUUCCCAAUUCCUAAAAGGGUUUCCACUGUUCUUUUUGAAAUUCUGGUUCAUUAACAGCAAAAUUCUUCAAAUGCACAUCUAUUCCUUUGCUUUCCCUUUACCUUCUUCUCCAUCCUUUCUACACACACACGUGCAGACACACACAAUCACACAAUACACAGAGGCUUCUCCAGUGGAUGGUAACUCUCGGUUUUUGUUUUUUUUUUUUUUAAUUAUUCAGGCCAAAAAUCUAGUUAACUCCUUUCUUGACUUCACUUUCCCAUAUCUAGUCCAUCAGUAAAUCUUGUUGGCUCUACCUUCAGACUAUAUCUAGAAUUCAACCAGCUCUGACCACUCUUCUGCGAUAACCCUGGUCUGAACAUCCGUUCUCUCCCUGUGGGCUGUAACAUUAGUUUCCUAGCAGUAAUCCUCACCAUACCUCAGCCCCUCCCACAUCCCUUCUUAAUGCAGCAGCUCGGCCGAUCCUUUUAGUACCUGAGAGAUGAUAGUAUGAUUGUAAUAACUUCCCAUUCAACCUAGCGUUAAAGCCAAGACCCUGGAAGAUCUGAGCAUCAGUUCCUUCUCUGAUUCUGACUCCCUUCCUUUAAUUACCUUUUGAUUCUUCCUCCCAUCUACUCCAGACCAGGCACUUCCCACCAUCAGCCCUUUCUCGACCUGCAACUCCCUUUUCCAAGAUGUCUCUUUAACUCAUUCCCUUCCUUCCUUUAAGCCUGCUCAAAUCCAGCUUCUCGGUGAGAACCGUACCACCUGACCCACCCCAGAGCCCACCCAAGCUCGCCACCCAACCUCUUCACUGGGCCCAACAUCUAAUGUAUUAUUAUACUAUUUAUUACGUUUGUUUAUUUGUUUAUUUAUGUAUUUAUUUAUUUAUUUAGCUUUUGCCUUUUCUGGAUGGAGUGUAAACACCCCGAGUGGAGGGAUCUUUGUUGAUAAUGAUACAUGCCUGACAUAUCUCAAACACCUCGAAUACUGGUUUGCAUGUGGUUAUCGCUCAAUGCACAUUUGCUGAAUAAAUAAAGGAUUGACUUUUUGUGGGGGGCACAAGUAAGGGAUGAUCUGAAAAUGUUUUGGGAAAUGUAAUACAUGCCAGUGGCAUUAUCAUUAUAAUUAUUAAUGUAUAACUAGGCAACCAGUGACCAAUAAAGUUCAAUGUCAAGUGCUAAA